Girardinichthys multiradiatus is the source of this 3698-nucleotide messenger RNA. RefSeq names its product dihydropyrimidinase-related protein 5-like. The transcript is spliced from 16 exons. NCBI's taxonomy places the organism in Eukaryota, Metazoa, Chordata, Actinopteri, Cyprinodontiformes, Goodeidae. The record is from RefSeq and is a predicted model, not a curated record. Gene Ontology annotation, molecular function: hydrolase activity, acting on carbon-nitrogen (but not peptide) bonds, in cyclic amides. Bases 327 to 2030 code for a protein of 567 amino acids. Gene Ontology annotation, cellular component: cytoplasm; cytosol.
UGAUUGGGUGUUUCUUGGCCGUCAACCGAGAAGCAUCUCCGGCUCGCGCUGUGCCAGCUGUCCUCGCGCACUCUGCUGGUGCUCGGACCGACGUGAAGAAGCUGCGGUGGAGGAGGACGGUGUCGGAAUCCACAAAUAUAAACGGCUUGCACACAUCAGAUCAGCACCUGGCUACAGUGAACAACUUUUUAUCCCAGAAACAGAGGAACAGUCUCCAUCAUCCUUCAGAGCUGAUUGCAUCUUCUUUGAUGAUUUUAAGCUGCCUCUGAAGAAACUAGCCACUGCUGAAUUGGAUUGAUCUGUUCUGCGUUGGCACAUUUUAGAUUAUGGCUGCUAACAUGGGGUCCAUGCGCAUCCUCAUCAAGGGAGGGAAGGUGGUCAAUGAUGACUUCACACAGGAAGCAGAUGUUUACAUCGAGAAUGGCAUCAUACAGCAGGUUGGGAAGGAGCUGAUGAUACCAGGUGGAGCUAAAGUUAUAGAUGCUUCUGGAAAGCUGGUGUUACCAGGUGGAAUCGACACCUGUGUGCACUUGCAGCAGACGUUUAUGAACGCCAGCAUUCAGGACGACUUCUACAGUGGGACCAAAGCGGCUCUGAUGGGUGGUACCACCAUGGUGAUGGCGCUGGUCCUGCCUGAACAACACUGCUCCCUGCUGGACGCUUAUGAGACGUGUCGCACUCUGGCAGACGCCAAAGCAUGCUGCGACUACGCUCUGCAUGUUGGGGUGACCUGGUGGGGACCAAAGGUACACAAUGAGAUGGAGACCCUGGUGAGGGAGCAUGGAGUGAACUCCUUCCAGAUGUUCAUGGCCUAUAAAGACAUGAUGAUGCUGCGGGAUUCAGAGCUUUAUCAGACACUGCAGACCUGCAAGGACAUUGGGGCAAUUGCACGUGUGCACGCUGAAAAUGGAGAGCUCGUGGCAGAGGGUGCCAGAGAGGCUCUGGAUUUGGGUAUCUCUGGACCAGAAGGAAUAGAAAUAAGUCGACCAGAGGAGCUUGAGUCUGAGGCUACCCACAGGGCCAUCACGAUCGCUAACAGGGCCCGCUGUCCCAUCUACCUUGUAAAUGUGUCCAGUAUGCUUGCUGGAGACAUGAUUGCUGCUGCCAAGAUGCAGGGUAAGGUGGUCCACGCUGAGAUCACUGUGGCUCACGCUGUGCUGAAUGGGAACCAGUAUUACCAUCAGGAUUGGGCCCAUGCCGCUGCUCAUGUCAUUGUCCCUCCUCUACGCCUGGACCCAAACACACCUAGCUACCUCAUGGGCCUGCUGGGAAAUGACACACUGAGUGUCGUGGCGUCAGAGCACCGUCCAUUCAGCACCAAGCAGAGAGCUUUGGGCAAAGAAGAUUUCUCUAAGAUCCCUCAUGGAGUGGCUGGGGUGCAGGACAGGAUGAGUGUCAUUUGGGAGAGAGGCGUGGUUACAGGAAAAAUGGAUGAGAAUCAUUUCGUGGCUGUGACCAGCUCUAACGCAGCAAAGAUCUACAACCUGUAUCCCCGCAAAGGACGCAUCAUCCCCGGAGCCGAUGCUGAUGUGGUGGUCUGGGACCCUGAUGCAACAAGGACGAUCUCUGUGAGCACCCAGGUGCAGGGUGGAGACUUCAACCUGUACGAGGGAAUGCGCUGUCAUGGCGUGCCUCUGGUCACCGUCAGCCGAGGACGUUUGGUGUGUGAGAACGGUGUGUUUAUGUGUGCCGAAGGAUCCGGGAAAUUCUACCCACAACGCACUUUUCCUGACUACCUCUAUAAGAAGAUGGUGCAGAGAGAAAAGAAUCAGGCCUAUAAAGGAGUAGAAAGGGAUCCGUACUCUGGUGAUGUGGCCAAGGUUGCAAACACAAUGAAGAAGGAGCUUGGUUUGGGUCCCAUCGAUGGAGAUUCACCAAACAAACCCAGUGUUCGGUUGCACCAGGGGGUCCGAGACCUCCAUGAGUCCUCCUUCAGCCUGUCAGGUUCUCAAGUUGACGACCACAUCCCGAAGAGGUCCUCUGCUCGGAUCCUGGCUCCUCCUGGCGGCCGCUCCAGUGGUAUUUGGUAAUCCGUGGUGUUGGAGUUUAAACUGUUUCAACCUCUGUGUUUUUAUUAUAUUUCCAAGCGACCAGGAAAACUGUACUGAUUUUAAACAACAGUAAAAAUGGGUAAAACAAAUCCAAGUGUAAGUCUGACCUAUUUAUUAAUUGGUGGUUUGCAAAAGUAUUUAUGGUUAUCCGGAGUGAGCUGCUCAAUAACAUAAAAUCAAAGGGCUGUCUUUGAAUUUAAAAUGUGUUUUUCAAAUUCUAGCUCAUUUUAAUAGCAUAAUUCAGUGGUACUUGUUACAUUUAACCAAUGAAAGAUAAAAACCAGUACAGUCUUUAAUGGUUCAAAAUAAAGUGACAGAAUUAUUUAAAGAUAAGUGAAUAAAACCUGUCACUGACAACCAUCCAGUACACUGUAGACACCAUAGCGUUAUAGUUUGUUGUGAUGUGUAUGGAUCCUGUUUGUUAUUGACGACCCCGCUCUGCCCGGCCUCCUGCCGCACCAUCGGCUCCACUGAGAGUGUUGUUGUUUCCAGUGGACCAACAGUUCUGUGUGGUGAUGAAAUCCAACUGCUUCUAACACUCUAUCUGUAUUUACACUUCCACUGCCUUUAACUGAACCAACACGUCCUUUAAACACCCUGCCUCACCUGAAAUGCUUGGAGUUUUCUGGGAUGGUAAGUUUUGUCCCAGUUAUGAUUUCACAAAAGCUAAAUGUUGGUAUUGCUCUUAUCUUGCGUGUGGGUUCUACUGACCUUGUAGAGUAACUAAGGGGAAAACAGGUUAAAGUUCAUUUCUGGGUUAAAUAGUUUCUGUUGUCAUUGUUGUUUUGUUAACCAGAUUAUGACAAUGGUGUUUAUUGUAAUUCACAUGAAUGGAGGGCGAAUACAGUCCCUUCUCAUUCCAGAGAGAUUACAUUGAGCCAUCGGGCUGGAAACAAUAAACAAGGAGCCUCAUUUCUCAAACCAUGCUCUAAUAAAGAUCAGAAAUGCAACGGUUUCUUUCUAUUUACCAUGUCCUGCAAGGUGCUUUUAAACAUGUACAGUAGCAGUCUCAAGUGUCUCUAGUAGGAAUUAGUCUCUGUGUUUACAGUUUUCUACCACUGGCAGCUUGCUUUUUGCAUAAUUCUGUGGUUUUUAACUCUGUUUAUGCAUUUAAUAUAAUUGAGGCCACAAAUGUUAAAUAGAGAAAUCAUAACGUGAUCAAGUAUAACGUGAGGUUGUUGUUACAGCAGAAAGAUUGAGCUGCACAGGCUGAAAGCUGAAGAAAACCACUGAUCCUCUCACCUCCUGAUGAUGUCUCAUUCCUACCUACCAGUAUUAUAUUUAUGCAUAGUCACAUUCUCAUGUGUGGGUACUCUAUAAAUUUAAAAGUAAUUGUUUUUAUUUUGUGAAAAGAUUAAAUGUGCCAAUGGGAAUCACCUGUGCCACACUGUUAACACUGCAUGGAGGGAACCACUUACACCGUGUCUCCAUCGAAAGUCACAGGUUCAUAAAAACUGGUGCUUUUUCUAAGAUUGUUUACAACUGUUGUCACAUUGUUGGACAUUUAUGUGUUUUGUUGAGGGCGCUGUGAUUCAGUGGUCGUGUUUGUGGAGUCGUGUUGGAAAGUGAACCUGUUAAAUCUGUAAGUGGCUGCUUGUUUCUUACCACAAGAAUAACAGUAACUGAAUAAAGAUUACAAAAAAUAUA